Molecule: messenger RNA, 2987 nt
Organism: Durotheca rogersii
Lineage: Eukaryota; Fungi; Ascomycota; Sordariomycetes; Xylariales; Xylariaceae
Product: acid protease
Exons: 4
Coding region: 307-2895 (862 amino acids)
Biological process (GO): proteolysis
Molecular function (GO): aspartic-type endopeptidase activity
Source: RefSeq, a predicted model, not a curated record
GAGGUAGAAGGUAGGUUAGGUCUGCCCCGGCAGAUCCCGCCACGGAUGGGAAUCCGCCUGACCAUUGAUGAAUUUGUUUGCUUUUCUCUCUUCUCGCAUCCAAUUUGCACCAAACCCCGUUUCCCUAACCUGCCAGUUGCCGGUUCGACUCGAGACACGUCGGCACAGACAUGACAACGCUCGCGACCGCUCCGAGCCCCCGCAACUUUCGAUUUUGAUGGACUCGGGUCAAAUUCACGUCGACGUACCCGCGAACCUGAUGAAGUCUUGGAUGGGACAGAGUUGGUGACCUAGCGCGUCUCCCGAAUGACAGCUGGGCGGUGCGGUGGCCGCACAAUGUCGUCGUACUUGCUCCUAGCCAUCGUCGGGGCGUUAUUCGUACCCGGCUUGGUCAAGGCCGAUGACAUUCCUGCUUUAUGGAUCGAGCCGUCUCUAAAGUGGUACGGCAUCGACGGCAAUUGGUCUUCGCUCGGUCUCUUCGUGGGAGAGCCAGCCCAAGAGAUUGACGUUACCGUGAGCACGAGUUUGUCCGAGAUUUGGGUUGUUGGACCUGGCGGAUGUAGUCCUAAUGCUCUCUGCGCCGCCGCUCGCGGGGGAAUCUACAACAACAGCGCAUCGCGAAGCUGGUCGCCGCUUGGUGCUUGGCGCCUCGGACUAGAGUAUCUCGGGCUUGGGGGGAAUGGCGACUAUGGGAUGGAGACGGUUGUCGUGUACGACAGCGUGCGACGUUGGCAAACCUCCUUCAAUAAGCAACUUGUCGCCAGCAUCAUUGAGACCGGCUAUUACACCGGCUUCUUUGGGCUGGGUAUUACUCCGGGACGCUUUGAGGACGUUGUCGCGAACAGCCCCAUUGCCACGCUGGUCCAACAGGAUGGCACCAUUCCGAGUCAUAGCUACGGUUACACGGCUGGGGCCUAUUAUGGUGGCUCGCGGGGAACUCCUUUGUCACUGACACUGGGUGGCUACGAUACCAAUCGCUUCGAGCCUCACGACGUCAAAUUUAGCUUGAAUUCCACCACAAGGCAGCCCGAUGUGCUCGUAAGGGCCAUCACCGCAUCUGUUACUGACGCUAGCAGGGCGCCGACACCUUGGUCAGCCUCGUCGACCACGUUGUCGUCUUUCAACGAAUCCAUGGUUGCUCUGCUUGACAGCUCAACCCCCUAUCUUUGGCUUCCGUCAGCCAUAUGCGACCGAUUUGCGGCCAGUUUUAACCUUACAUGGGACGAGAGGUUCGGCCUCUACUUGUUCCCUGACCACGAAAACCUUGAUCGUUUCCGCUCGUCGCCGGGUCUCUCUUUUGCCUUUGCGCUGUCGAGUGCGGACAAUCGCGACAACUUUGGGCGGCCCCUAGACGUCCCGGGAGUUGUGAAUCUUACGAUUUCCGCCAACGCAUUUAUCCAGAGCCUUCGCUACCCGUUCAUGAACCUUAUCGAAUACGGCGCACCGGCGCAGCCCUAUUUCCCCCUUAAACGGCUUGAGAAUGGGAGUAGAGUUGUCAUCGGGAGAACCUUCUUCCAGGAAGCUUAUUUGAUCACGAAUUACGAAACGGGUACGUUUUCGGUCCACAAAGCCAAGUUUCCAGAGAGGCCGCUUCGGGAUACAUCUAUUCAAACUGUAGCAACCUUCGAACAUAGCCCCUACCCCGGCCCGCCGGAACGGCCUAGUGACGGGGGUCUUACUGAGUCUCAAACUAUCGGCUUAGCGGUGGGUGCCUGUGCUCUAGGUAUAGGUGCCAUCGCGACUUUCUGGUUUGUUCGUCGAAGGAGGAGAAACCAAAGAGCGUCGGGAAGCGCUGAAGAGUCGGAUAAGGACAAAGCCUCCACAAUCGAAUUGUCGCCACCUAAUACACCGGUAGCCCGGAUCGUCUCAAAGAUGUCGAAGAAUUUCCCAACCAGGAAGUCUAAGAAGGGGAGCACACGCUCAGGGCGCUCAAAACGUUCAGAUCACGACGAGCGAGAUGAGCAGGAAUUGAACAAAGAGCUUGGCGUGUACGAAUUUGCGGCGGACCAAAACCACGAGCGUUAUGAAUUGCCCGGCCCGGAACCCGUAGAACUGGACAGUACUAUGACGAAGGGGCCGGCAGAUGCCGGCAGGGGAGGGUAUAGGACGAAUACCUACGAAUAUGCACAAUGUCAGCCAGAGCAGCAGAAACGAGGACUCAUGUCUAAAUACAACCCUCGUAUGAUGGAUUUAUCGGCUAGGGCCUACCACAGUACCAAUUCAACGACGCAGUAUGGGUCAUCGGCUCGUAUCGAAAGUCCCUCCCCAGCAUCAAGCCCAACACACGACACGCUAAGCAACAACAUUCCUUCACCACUGAGCUCCCGGAGCGACUGGACGAACGGAAUAUCGGACGUUUCUUCUCCCCUAGGUUUCGUACCCGCCCACACCCUCUCACAUUCGACUUCUAAUCCGAACAUUGCUUAUGCACCGCCAUCGCCGUCCUCUCUAAGCGGUCCUAAGAGUGGGUCACUUGGCCGUUCCGCCUCUACUGUCGGGUUUCCAAUGUCGAACGCCCAUCAACCCACAACGACCCCAGCCUCUUUCCAAAGGGCACCGAUCGAGUCGUCCCGGGUGGUAUGUCUCGGGCCUCUGCCGGACAGCGUUCGUUUGCCCCAGGAAACUUCGACACAUGGGGUCCUUCAUAUUGAUGGACGCAUUAUUGCCAUGCCUCCCAUGCCCCCAAUCCCAUCCGACGAUGGCGAAUCGCAUCGUGCUCUCAAAUCUAAUCGUGUGUCCACGGCCGACACGCUAGGCAGCAACUACACUCUCGAGGAGGAGGCUCGGAUGGCGGCGUCGCGAGAAACGAUGAAUAUCUUCGGCCGGAUAGAGGGAGCAGAUAUCAUCCAUAUACCUCAGCCAGCCUCAAGACGAUAUAGCUGGGAGGAACAGUGACCUACGUGGACCCCUCGAACAUUUCACAGCUCAAACUUCCGCAAUUCUUACUGGUUCCUUGUUCCUUUUACGCAUCUGCUUUCUUUCGACCC